AAAUUAACUAUUUUUUUAUAUUUAUCUGGUUUAAAAAAAUAAGAUACCUUAGACUCUUGUUAUCAUUUCCGGCCCAAUUAUGAGUUAAUAAAUACUAAUACAUAGUCAGCCACCUAUGUUGAUAUUAUCUUCACUGUUAAAAACUGAAAAGUAAUGAGGCCUAUUAACGUCAAAGAAAAACAUCCUUGUAGUUCAUCUCCUGACCUUUCCAGCCAAGAAUACAAUUUCUGUGAUAUUUGUACUCGUAACAUAGAACAUGGGGCAUUUGGCUGGAAAAGGCAUCAUUACUCUGACAAGCACGGAUGGUUUUUACAAAAUUUACUUGAAUCCUGGCUUACCGUCUUGAAGCCUAUUUUAUCCUGGCGUAGACCUUUAUCCCUUGAACAGGCUAUUAGCGAUCAGAAAAAAGCACAUACCAAAAUUGGAACUACGCGAGAAGAGGAAAUAUACAACGCAAUGAGUAGCGACGACAAAUCACUAUUGCAAAUUGUUUCGGGCCAGCGAGACCACUUACUGGCUCAACCGUUUGGUUGUAGUUUUUGCAAAUGCUGUGUUGACUUCACUCCGUUUUCCGAAGAAGCCUCAAAUAAGGUCUGCAACAACGCGCUGACUGAAGAUAUACAUGAAAUGCUAUUGCCCAGGAUUUGGAAACAUUUUAGCUCAGAAGAGCACCGAAAACAAGUCUUCGAUUUUUGGAGGCAUCAUCGUAUGGAACACCAUGCAAAAAAAAACUUAGAGAGGUCAAGUUCUGACAAACCUGAGUAUUCAAGACGUGGUAAGAAGAUUACAUUUAAUCCGAACUUUAAACUCUUUCAAGUCGAAAGUUUUUUUCUAACGGCGCUACAGCUUCAGUCUAAGCUUGAAGACUGGAGUUACCUAAACAGGUUAUUGAAUGAUCAAAAUAUUAUUUUGACCAGCUUGUUGGAAGCUUGUUCUGUAAAGUCAACUAAAGCACCGAUGGUUGACAAGGGGGGCUACGAAGCAGUCAGUUAUUUGGUUGCUGAUGAUGAUGCAAAUUACCCUUUUGCAAACAGCAGCGAUCCGAGUUCACUGCGACCCCCCGAAAACUACGGUGCAGUCAAACUUUUAGCGAAGCCAUUAAAAUAUGGUUCGAAUAAAAAAAAAGCAGCUCCGUGGGACAAGGGCAGCCAUGACAAACUGAGUUACGCUUGUUUUCAACGACUGUCUAUGCAAACUCCCUGCGAUGCAGAUAGCACCUCCCGAUCAGUGCUUCCUAGAAAGCGCACGGGGGUCGCAUGGGCUGAGGUAGUACGUGCGACCCUAAAAGAAAAUCCAGAUUGGACCGCUGAAAUUUCAGUCGAAACAUUAAAGAAAACAAAAUUCUUAACAAAAAAAACCCAGGCGAGAAAGAACGAUACCUCGCCAAGUAUUAACAAAAAGUUCUAAACAAACAAACUCGA
Molecule: messenger RNA, 1421 nt
Organism: Schistocerca gregaria
Lineage: Eukaryota; Metazoa; Arthropoda; Insecta; Orthoptera; Acrididae
Exons: 2
Coding region: 154-1407 (417 amino acids)
Source: RefSeq, a predicted model, not a curated record